AUGGUGCCUCAGUCCUCCCGCCACCUUUCGGAUUACAGGCCUCAGACGGUGCUUGGAUACGGAAAGUUUUCCACGGUAAUCAGGGCGGAAAGGUCGCCAAGUCCAAUUGACAGUGACUCCGGCAGCAGCAACAGCGGCGGCAGCAGCAGCGUCGCCAUCAAGAUCAUCACCAAGUCCCGCAAGAUCAACAGAAUCAACAAGAUCCUCCCCAUUUCCUCCUCCGCCACCAACUACGACACAGAAAUCGACAUCAUCCGCCGCCUGUCGCCCUAUGACCACCGCAACAUUCUCGCCUACUACGCUCUCUUCAGCACCGACGCCACGGUCUACAUCGUCCAGGAACUCGCCCCUGGCGGUGAGCUAAACCCGGCCAACUUCAAACACUCCCCAUCGCGGACCAACCAAGACGGACCUGCCUCCACCUCUAUCGAGGUCGCUAUGACGGCAAAGCUCCUCGACAUGCUCUCUGCCAUCGACUUCCUCCACUCACUUAACAUCAUCCACAGAGACAUCAAGCCCUCAAACUUCCUCGUCUUUACAAACGGCACCGUCAAGCUCGCAGACUUCGACACCUGCUACACCUUGACCGACGACCUCAACGAAAACAAGGUCCAGCUCUACUCUCGCCUCAUCGGCACACCGCUCUUUCUGCCCCCAGAACUCCUCACGCAGUCCACAACAAAGGUGCUAGAGGCACAGCCGCCACAGCAGCCCGAGGCAGCCAGGAAGUCCAAGUUCGGAGUGAAGCACAACUUUGCCAAAAAGACUGAACCAUUUCUAAAGCUUUUCGGUAGGUCUGCUUCUGCCUCUUCCUCUUCCUCAUCCUCAUCCCCUUACACCACCGUCCCAUCUUUCCCAUUAGCACAAAACAGCACAGCUUCCCCCGCCAGCUACAAUCCGUUCAUGUUUGACCUCUGGUCUCUCGGCGUCACCCUACAUUACCUUUUCUACUCUGCCUAUCCUUUCUACGCUGACAACGAGUUCACGCUACUCCACAAGAUUGCAACGGCGGCUCCAGAUACUCCACCACUAUCAGAACUUUCUUUCACUGUCAAUCCAUCCUUCCCCCUUAUCAACAUAAUUGACAUGCUGCUCAUCAAACAACCCAUUAAAAGGUGGUCAAUACCAACCGUACUCCAGGAGCUCGAUAAGUGGGACGGUACAUCUCACAGACUGGCAAAGCCAGCAAGAAACUGGAAUGCUGCACCUAUCUCUAUACAGCGAACGAAAUCCAAAGAUCUCUGCAUAUCGGAUCUCUCAGAACCUCCAAUGGACGAAAACCAAUUUAAUGCGUUACCCAACACAGACUCGGUGAAGCCCGCUACUCAGCAGUUUAAGUUCCAGCUACCCAUAUUUAUGUCCCCAAAGGAUGUGAGAUCCUCUCAUUGGGCGGAACACGACAAGCUGAUCAACUUGAAAGGUGCAGCGCAAAAUAGAAGUAGACCAGGAAAUGAAGAAGGAGGAGGCAAUAACAGCUCUUCUUCCUUGCCACUACAUCCAUCCCAGACCACGAAGCUUCACAUGCAUUCUACAAAGCCCAAAACAGGAACAUCCAAUCAUCCUUUGAAGCCAAGAAUGGAUUCAAAUUCUUUACUCCGGAGGGAGUUUUCGCCAAAUGAAAAACUAAACAAAAACCCUGUCCCUUCAUCAGAUGAUUGGAAAACAGCUAACGAUUAUGCCAUUAUCAUGAAGAAGCUCGAAGGUAUGGGUACUGAGCAAGCGGACUCACAUCUAGAUUUCCUUCGUCCAGGAUCGAUAUCUGCGCUGGAUGCAGAUACCGAUAAAAGAUCAUCUGUCCACACGCUACCGGCAAAUUUCAAUUUGAAAUCUGUCAAAGGUUCCGGUCGUGGCUUGAAGCACAGUGAAAUGAUGAAUUUCAAAAAAUUCAUGAAAGUUGACUCUAACGAAGGCAACGCAGAGAAUGCAGGUAACGGUUCUCAAAAUAAUAACCUCAACUACAAGCCUUCCUAUGCCACACUGGACAACCAGAUGGCGAACGAUUACAAGGUUUACACCAUGGAUGACUACUUGGAUAAGCUGUGA
Messenger RNA from Pichia membranifaciens NRRL Y-2026, 2043 nucleotides. RefSeq lists its product as hypothetical. Gene Ontology annotation, molecular function: protein serine/threonine kinase activity; ATP binding. NCBI's taxonomy places the organism in Eukaryota, Fungi, Ascomycota, Pichiomycetes, Pichiales, Pichiaceae. Gene Ontology annotation, cellular component: nucleus; cytoplasm. The record is from RefSeq and is a predicted model, not a curated record. The coding region runs from base 1 to 2043 and encodes 680 amino acids. Gene Ontology annotation, biological process: mitotic DNA damage checkpoint signaling; protein phosphorylation. The transcript has a single exon.